UGAAACCGGAAGGUGGGAGUGAGUCAUCUGUGUGCAGAGACGAUCUCUGAGCUCCACCAUCUCUGUCAUCGGUCGAUGUUUGAAGCAGCUGCCGGAGCUUUCAGCCAUUUUAUCACCAGCCUCACUCACCUGUGUCCAACCACAGUUCGGUUUAAACCCGGGUCGGGUCUUUAGUCCCGGGACUUGGAUCUGGAUUCAGUGUGAAGUCCAGAGGCUGUCACCCGGGUUAUCCUCCGCCUCUGCCUCCACCUCUCAGCUCCACAUGUGACCGCGGGAUGCCGAGCAGAUAAACCCGACAACACACCGUGAAGCAUGAUGGGAGGUGGCAGAUGGACGAGCCGGUUGUGGGCCGACCAGUGACACACACACACACACACACACGCAUCAUCAUGGACCAAGGCUUCAGUUUAAACACACUGAAGAAACUGGCGGCAGAACCAGACUACACCGACGUGUCACUGACAGCGGCGGAGCGCGUGCGGCUGGGGAAGAUGGGAUGCAGCGUGGAGAUCAACGAGGAUAUCGCACCGCGGCGCUACUUCCGCUCCGGCGUGGAGAUGGAGCGCAUGGCGGCGGUUUACCUGGAGGAGGGCAGUUUGGAGAACGCCUACGUCCUCUACACCAAGUUCAUCACUCUGUUUGUAGAGAAGCUGCCAAGUCACAGAGACUAUCAGCAGUGCAGCGUUCCAGAGAAACAGCUCAUCAUGAAGAAACUUCAGGAAGUGGCGUUUCCUCGUAAAGACGAGUUGAAGAAACGUCUUCAGGAGAAAUACAGCAGGGAACACACCGAGUACCUCAGAGCCCAGAGCCAGGCAGUGGUGGUGGAUGGGUGUGGCCAGCAGCUGCAGCACCUCUCCCUAUUGGAUGAGGACAGGAGGCGGUUCCUGCUGUUGGAGGGAGAGAGGCAGCGUGUCGCCACCCUGCGACGGAUGCAGAUUGAAUCAGAGCAGUUCCGUUACUUCGAGGACCAGCUGAGGCGUCAGGAACUGGCCAAUAGGAGAGGAGAGGAGGCGGAGCAAAAGGUGGAGACCAAAGUGCCUGAGGUGACAGAUGGCUCCUGUCUGUCUCAGCAGCCAAUCAGAGACAGCCUUCGAUCCCAGGGGGCGGAUCCUAACAGAAACAGACUGCCAGCUCCCGUCAGCCAACCGGCUGCUACGCUGGCUGGAGUACACA
Molecule: messenger RNA, 1173 nt
Organism: Lates calcarifer (barramundi perch)
Lineage: Eukaryota; Metazoa; Chordata; Actinopteri; Centropomidae
Product: AMSH-like protease
Biological process (GO): protein K63-linked deubiquitination
Cellular component (GO): membrane; endosome
Molecular function (GO): K63-linked deubiquitinase activity
Source: RefSeq, a predicted model, not a curated record